AUGCACAAAUCAUAUGAUAAAUAUACUGGAGAUUCUCGGCUUGCAUUAUUAAAAGACCUUUCUUCGAAAUUAACAAAACAAAAAAAUGUAUUUUUAAAAAAACAAAUUAACGAUCGUGACAAUUUAAUAGCUUCUUAUGAAGUGUGUUUAGAAUUGGUCAAACAAAAAAAAGGGUUUAGAGACGGCGAAUUAAUUAAACGUUGUGCAAUAAAAAUGGCAAAUGCUUUUGGAAACAAAGAAAUGGCAACUAAAUUUGAAACUGUAUCACUUUCUCAUCAAACUGUUAGUAGAAGAGUCAAUGAAAUGAGUGAUCGUGUAUCUGGAAUGCUUCGUAAUAUAAUACAGAAUUGUAAGUACUAUUCUUUAGCAUUAGAUGAAAGUAAUGAUAUUUCCGAUAACAGUCAAUUAAUCAUAUUUAUUCGAACAAUUGAUAAAGAUUUUAAUAUACAUGAAGAACUACUUCAAAUAAAACCAUUAAUUACUGGAACUAGGGGUGUAGAUAUAUUUGAAGCACUGAAAAAAAUUAUUUCAGAUUUUGGUUCAUUUGACAAUUGCACUGGUAUAAUCACUGAUGGUGCUAAGCUAUGGUUGGGAUACAUACUGGUUUAG
Messenger RNA from Macrosiphum euphorbiae (potato aphid), 609 nucleotides. The record is from the annotation of a GenBank genome assembly. NCBI's taxonomy places the organism in Eukaryota, Metazoa, Arthropoda, Insecta, Hemiptera, Aphididae.